AUGUCGUGGGUAGUUGAACAAAGUGAAAAUACACCUGCUGUUCAUGUUAAUGGUGAUACUAUUACAUGUACACACAAUGGUUUUUUUGGUAGUCCAAUAAAUGUUAUGUACAAAGAUCCAGCUAGUCAAAAUGGAGAGUAUUUUUGGCAAGUAGAAUUUCCGGAGGUGCAAGAAGCUGGAGGUGUUUCUGUUGGUUUGACAACAGAAAAUAGUUUUAAAAGUGGAUGGGGACUCACAGCUAUGAAAUAUUUAGGUAAUUUAUCGGAUGGUAGCGCACUUUUAGUAUCAGCAUUUGGUAAUCAAAUAAAACAAAAUGAUAAAAUUGGCAUAUUAUUGCAAUUAACUAAUGCAGAUUUAAAAAUGUAUAUCUUUCAUAAUGAACAACCAUUAGGUUUAGCAUUUCAUAUAUCAUCACCAUAUUCAAAACCGUUGUAUCCUGUUGUUAGUUUCAAUUCAAAUGGUAAAAUCAAGAUCAGUCGUUUACAACAGAUACCUAAAUCAUUAGAACGUACAUCAGCAGAAUUUACUGGUGUCAAUGGUCAUUGGAAAAUUAUUGAUUAUCCACCGCAUCCAGAAUGUAUUGGAUGUAAAUUUGAAAUAAAGCAUGAAAAUCAAAAUACUUAUCAUCUUCAUGCACGCGUAGUUAAUUCAAUGAAUUGUUCUUUAAAACAUGAUUCAACAAAUAAUCAAUGGAAACCUUCUCCGGUUGUGUCAACAAUGAUGAUGGGUCCACCAGAAGAUAUGAAGAAAGAAGAUUUAAUUGGCAAUUUAAUUUCUGGUAUUCAACGUUUGGAAGUUCCAGAUCAACAACAUUUAAUCAUCCGAACGAAUAAUGGUACACAAGCUCAAUUAGAACGCUUUACAGUUCCAGCACCACCAGCAGUUACGCAAAAUAUAUUUAAUUAA
Rotaria sordida is the source of this 906-nucleotide messenger RNA. The record is from the annotation of a GenBank genome assembly. NCBI's taxonomy places the organism in Eukaryota, Metazoa, Rotifera, Eurotatoria, Philodinida, Philodinidae.